Messenger RNA from Orbicella faveolata, 2653 nucleotides. Its product is annotated as sulfotransferase 1C2A-like. NCBI's taxonomy places the organism in Eukaryota, Metazoa, Cnidaria, Anthozoa, Scleractinia, Merulinidae. The record is from RefSeq and is a predicted model, not a curated record. Gene Ontology annotation, molecular function: sulfotransferase activity.
AGUUGGGCUUAUAUCCGGGGGCUUAUAUCCGGAAUAAUAUCUCUGUUAGCGAAUAGAAGGACUUAUAUUCGGGGGGGGGCUUAUAACCGGGGGGCUUUUACGUGGGAUUUUACGGUACCCUGUUUAGGACAAGUUUUGACUCUGACUAGGACUGAUGGUUGUAAAAUUGUACAUCCCGUUCAGGACAGUCAGGCCAAAAACCAUACCCUGCGGCAGAGGCACGUUCCUAUAUUGGCCAAAUAAGGGAGUCCCCCCUCCCCUUCCCUCCCGAUGUUGCUACUUGUCCAUCUCGGCUCAGAUUUCCGGCAACUCAUGCACCUGGGAAAACACCUUGGUUAACCUGGCUGCAGGGCAUGAAUAGUAGAGCAACCGGAAUGUAAACCAAGGCGGGAUAGUGGAUUGUGUUUUGCUAAGCUCUCAUGCGCUGCAACACGAGAGGCGAAGCUGGGAGAGGAGUCUGUGAGCGAAUCAAGCUGCUGAUGGAUACUAGCUUGUCCGAUCUCUCGCGGCUUUGCUGCUCUUGCCGCAGCGCACGAGAGCACGCUCGCAGGCUACCAAAACAUCUGUAUUUAUGCAAGUCUCUAAGCAAAUCGUCUAAUCGUUCGAUUACUAAACCUAAACUGCUGCGUAUGCCAUCAUAGGCAAGCCGGUACAUAGCAAGAAGGUACCGUAAGGUAGUUCUCACCACAGGCAGCCCAAGCUCAAGCUGGGAGCGAUUAUAAUCUUGCAUAAUAGCGGUCACGGCAAAAUUAAAUGACUUAAACGAAUAUUUACAAUCGGUUUUAGGAGAUAAAAAUAAAAGAAAACUCUUAAUAGAAAUGCUUUAUCUCACUUUCACUGUGUAUUGCCUUUUUUCUGUUCACUUUGUCUGCUGAUUUGGAGCGACUUCAGCGAGUUAUCGCUUCCUAGGGCCCAGUUCAAACGUUGAACUUCACAUAAGACAAACUAAAUUGCAACUUGAUUUCAGUCGAACCAAACGAUCUUAACUCGAAUUUAGAUUGACCAAUCGGACGAACCCAGUUGAGGCAAAUGUCGAACUUAUCAUGAACUUAAAUUGUUCAGUUUAGUUCGUCUCAAGUGAAGUUCGACGUUUGACCUGGGCCUAAGUUUUUCCACUGCGGAGAGAAUUCGAAAGACUUGCGAUCGUAAAUACCUGGUAAAUAUUAAUGUUAGGUUUUCUAUGCUUACGAAUUGAAAUAUCGGCAAAUUCCCUCCUCAUGAAACACUUCUGCAUUUCAAUUUCAAUAAGUCGGAACAAAUCCUCACGCUUUCACGACAACAGCGAAGCGUAGUAUCCUUCUGCUUUAAAAUUCUUUUGUAACUAUUGGGCUAUUUUUCUUAAAUAGUUAGAGAGUGAUUCUUUUGGGAAGAGAUUGGGAAGACACGGGCGAGGACCUUUCCGAGAAGGGGUUUUCGAGUUUCGUCCCAACCCCUUGUAGUCUAUACCGCCAUUUUGCAGUCGCGUUCAUGGAUAAAAAUUUGUCGGGCCAUUUAACAGUCUAGGCUUUUUCAGUGGUAAUAGCGUGGAAACGCAACGAAGGUGAGCCUGACCCUGCCAUUCUGUGAAUAGACCCUUGAGAUAGUAGAGUGCGACCGUUACUAAAGUGUUCAGCUGUAAGGAUUAACUUAACGUUGUUGAUGUAUUUAUAAUAGAUGGCAGACGACAAGAAAGAGGAGCCUAAGAUGCCACUGAUUCAUGGGAUGCCCUGGUUCCCUGAAACAACACAGGAAAUGGUCGACACAUUUCCGCGGCUGUUAGCUAGACAAAAUGACAUUUUUGUUGCCACAUAUCCAAAAGCUGGAACGACAUGGACCCAAGAAAUGGUUUGGCAGAUUAUCCAUAAUGGAAAUAUUGAUUAUCGUCGAUUGGACGUACGAAUACCAUGGUUAGACGGAAUGCUUCAUCCAAUGCCCCAUAACCCUUAUUACGCAUCAAGUCCUUUGAUGAUCGAGAGGUUGUUUGAAAGCUUUCCAGCACCGCGUUUGUUCAAGUUUCACCUUCCAUAUGACCUGCUUCCUAAGCCGCGUGACCAGGCUACCAAGCCACGUUAUAUUUAUGUCAUGCGCAAUCCCAAAGAUACAGCUGUGUCAUUCUAUCAUCAUUACGAGGUUAUGCCUGCUUCACCACACCGCUCCUGGGACGAGUACUUUGAGUUAUUCAUCAAAGGAGAAGUUUUCUACGGCUCGUGGUUUGAUCACGUGUUAAGCUGGUGGAAACACAAGGAUGAUCCAAACGUGUUGUUUUUAAAGUACGAGGAAAUGAAGAAGGAUUCUCCUGGUGCCAUUCAAAAAAUUGCCAAUUUUAUUGGAAAAGAACUUCCUCCAGAAAUAGUGGAACGCAUUGUAAACCAAACAUCUUUCAACGCCAUGAAAAAAGACGAAAAGGUUAAUUACUCAUGGAUUAAUGGGAUUAAGGGCGACUUCAUUCGCAAAGGUGAAGUAGGAGACNCAUCUUUCAACGCCAUGAAAAAAGACGAAAAGGUUAAUUACUCAUGGAUUAAUGGGAUUAAGGGCGACUUCAUUCGCAAAGGUGAAGUAGGAGACUGGAAAAACUACUUUACUGAAGAACAAAACAAGCGGCUUGAUUCUUUGUAUGCGGAGAAAAUGGCCGGCUCUGGACUAGAAUUUGAAUUUUGAGCCUCGGGGGUCAGUU